Oncorhynchus mykiss (rainbow trout) is the source of this 5225-nucleotide messenger RNA. Its product is annotated as dnaJ homolog subfamily B member 6. Lineage: Eukaryota; Metazoa; Chordata; Actinopteri; Salmoniformes; Salmonidae. The record is from RefSeq and is a predicted model, not a curated record. Gene Ontology annotation, molecular function: Hsp70 protein binding.
UCUCAGCUGUGAAUGUGUGCCUUGAGCACGACUGUCUAAUUCAUGAUCUAGUUCUAUUGGAAGGGAGCGGGACAGAAGGACAAGAGAGAUUCAUUAUCUUUCUAUCAGUGUUUAUCAACGCUUGCUCAAACGGUCUGCUUUUUAAUUCUUGGAACAUUCUUGACCUUUUCGCUGUCCACAACUAAUUCCCAUUCGAAACCCCUGUGGUGUGUGAGCCUUCAUCUGAGAGAGGAACCGUCAUCUGUCUGUUGCCAUGUUUCUCUCUCACUCACUCUCACUCCAGAACAGAAAAGGGCACAGAGGCUAUUAAUAGCAAACAAACAGGAUACAACUGGACUACUAGAGGAACUGAGCGACGGCUAAAGACUGCUGACCUAGAAGGAGCCACAGAGAGAAACAGCCAUGACAGAAUAUUACCAGAUCUUAGGGGUCCAGAGAAACUCGUCGGCGGAGGACAUUAAAAAAGCGUACAGAAAGCUAGCACUCAAGUGGCAUCCAGACAAGAACCCUGACAACAAGGAGGACGCAGAGAGAAAGUUCAAAGAGCUUUCAGAAGCCUAUGAGGUCCUGUCAGACGCAAACAAGAGGAACCUGUAUGACCAAUAUGGGAAAGAAGGCCUAACAGGAAGCGGAGGGGGAGGAGGAGGCCAUUAUCACAACGCAGAUCACUUCGGUGGUGGGUUCACAUUCCGUAAUCCAGAGGACGUCUUCAGGGAAUUCUUCGGGGGACGAGAUCCAUUUGCAGAUUUCUUCAUGGACGAUGACUUCUUCGGCGGGGGUCAAAGGCAGCGAGGGGUGAGCCGGAGCAGGACCGGGGGACCCUUCGUCCACGGUUUCGGGGGCUUCCCCCCCUUUGGGGCAGGCUUUCCAGUGUUUGAUUCAGGUGGGCCUCCCCUGCAGCACGGUUUCACUUCGCUGGGGCAUAUGGGUGGAGGGGGCUUUGCCACGUUCUCCUCUUCAUCUUUUGGUGGUAGCGGAGGAGGAGGAGGGGGGAUGGGCAACAUCCGCUCAGUAUCCACCUCCACCAAGUUCGUCAACGGCAGAAGAAUCACCACAAAGCGGAUUGUGGAGAAUGGCCAGGAGAGGGUGGAGGUGGAGGAGGACGGUCAGUUGAAGUCUCUAACCGUCAACGGUCUGGAAGAUGAGGACUGGCGACAGACCGCUUUCCCUGGUCCCCACUCCCACCAAAGCUACCUGAGGAACACCUCACAGAGCCCCCUGGAGGAAGACGAGGAGUGCGGGCUACAGAGCCUGGGACUCGCCAGAGGACACAUGGACACUAAGAGGAAGAAAUAUCCUUGGAGACAGGAGGCGGAGCUCAAAAAGAAGAGAACACCUCGAUUGGCUACUCGAAUUGGUGCCUUGUUCUAAAGCACCGCCUUUUGACUGCCCUUCCCUGUACGUGUCACCCGGAGGGGAAGAGCAUCAGUAGAUGUGACAUUAACACGACUCAGCCGUAGGGAUACUAAAAUCAGGAAACUUUCCCAAAAUUCCCAGGUUUUUCCUCAAAUUCCAGUUCCAAGAUUCCUGGAAUCAAGAGGGACUGAGAAUGACAUUUCUGGGAAAAAGUUACAGGAAUUUUGCAAACCUACUUAACCAUCUACAUUGAUCAUGCCAGCCCACCACCACCACCCCAUCACUGUGCCAGGUCUCCCCUUCUCUAUCAACUGCUCAGCGCAAGCAGCAAAUCUUAUUAGAUGUCUUUUAUGGAAGACAUUAGACUCUCUCAAGAUCUGUUUCUCUACCAACAGUUCCUCUGUUUCUCUGCAGUUUAUUUAUCGUCCCCCCCCCAGAUGUCAGUAGAGAGGAGCAGUUCUGUUUUUCAUUAUUUUGCAUUCAUCACAAAUAGAUGGUGGGCCCGGAAAAUAAUUGGUCUCCUCUGAAUGGAAUGCUCAAUUUAUUUCAUCAAAUGUACUUUCCGAAAGGUUUCUAGUUUGUUUAUUUUUUAUUUUUUAAAGGGAUCUGAAGGGUGGAAGUAAAUCGAACGGGCGUGAAUUGUCUGGAAGAGCCUGCGACAGUAGUGUAAUGAUGUCAGAGACGCUGACGGCCAUUUAGGUAUAGGUGGGACUUGAAACCUUAAAGACAAGAGUUUAUAGAAAUGAUUUACGUGAGUUUGGGUGAACUGUCUCUUUAGAGACCAAUAUGAGGUCAGGGAGAGAGGAGUGUCCAGAGAGAUCACAGAACUUGGCUUCAAGAGCAAAAAGGAAAGAAGAAGAUGGAGUUGCAAAAGCACUUUGGGCGUAAAGCACUUUGUGACACCUGCUGAUGUAAAAUGCAUCUGAUUGAUGCAGAAAACACACCGGAAUAUACUGUAGCUUUUGUCUGCGCCGAGGGAAAUAUUCUUGCUAUCUUACACCAAAGAGAACAGUAAUAGCAAAGGAAGACUUGCUGUAUUGGGGCAGUCUCUCACCCCUUCAUGUACAAUAGCCCCCCCCCCCCCCCCCCCCCCCCCUGGCAUCGCUCUACUGUAAUCUGAAUUGUGCCCGUAUAACUGCAUGUGGCCGUCUCCCUUUCUAGCCUCUCGCAAAGGCUUGUCACUUGGUUUUUUACGUUUCACUGCUUUGGUUGGGAUGGAAACCUCGGAUGGAAGUCCCAGUGUUGAACAUGUUUAUGUCUUUCAUAACUAUUUUAUCUGAUUUAUUUUGUUUGUUUGGUUAGUUUAUUGUCAAUUUGCUUUUAUUCAUGCCCAAUGCCAGGGGAGAAGGAAGGACUGUUUCAUUUUCUGUAAACAUCCACCAGUAAAGCUUCAUGUCCAACAGAUAAUGGUUAUGGUGGUUAUGUGGUUUUUGAGGGAUAUAUGACACAUUAUCCUUUAAUAAAGACAGAAGGCACUAUGUUUCAAAGGUAGUGAAAUAAUGGACUAUCAUCUGUUGAAUCCUUUCUCUCUCAUAUUGAAUCCCUUCUCUCUCACAUUGAAUACAUUCUCUCAUUGUGAACAUUUUGAUGGCAUCUGAAAUGCUGCUGUCAAUAUGACGCGUGGCCUUGUAUCCAUUGUGCUACAUGUAUACUGUAGUUGUAUAAUUAUGAAUUGUAUGCGUUAUUUUGUGACCUGGUCUAAGCGGAAAAACAUUUCAAGCAUCACUAGCUUUUCAAGAAUAUUGCAAUUUAAACGUGUUGAUUACAUUUUUCCCACAGUCAUUGGUCGAACAAAAAAACAUUCAGACUUCAAAAUAACCUGUUUGUUCAACACCUUAUUCUUCUAGGUUAAUUCAACGGCUGUAUUCUAGGUUGCUUCAAAUUCAAGGGAAAGUUCAAUCGAAAAAAAAAGGUCUAAAUUGGGCAGCAUAAACAGAGCAGAAUAAACCAGUGAAAUCCUUGGUUGUGUCCCAAAUUGCACCCGAUCCCUAUAUAGUGCAAUACUUUUGACCAGGGGCAUUUGGGGAAUAUGAUGUGGGGAAUAUGGGAUAGGGUGCCAUUUGGGAUGCGGCCGUCUUUUGAAACUGAACACCUUCCUUCAUUGAAAAGACCUCUUCAGAACAGCUCUGGAUUAGGCUGUCAUUGGCAGAGCUGUGAAGGCGGCGACAGCGACAUUCUCUGUGUGAAUGUCUACAGUGUGUUGUAUUAUUCAUGGGCUAAGAAACAUGCACAUGACCUACAGAGUAAUUUGGCCCUUGUUCCUAGGAACCAGGCUCCAGUCUCUAAGGGUUUAAUUAAAGACUGUGGAGGCAGUGGCCCGUCUCCCUCCAUGGCCUUUCAUUUAACGGUGGCUGCUGAUCCAACUUUUCCGCAGCCUUAGCCUUCAUUUAAACACCAAAUUCAUCCCAAAUGGCACCAUAUUACCUAUAUAGUAUGCUACUUUUGAUAAGUAAAUCAGGUGAGCCUGAUUUACUUAACAAACGCCACAUCUCAAUAGGCGGUACAGGUGUCCUCUGAAAUGGCACAAGUGUGUGGGGAGGGGGGGGGGGAGUGGUGGUAAUUUACUCUAUUGUCAAUGACAUCCAUCAGAAGGCACUGUCAGACCAGCUCCUUCAAGAUCCUACUCCAUGAAGUUUUCCUGACAUUUUGUUACCCUUAGGGCGAGACUGAUCCGUGUGCAUCUCCACAGCAUCUCCGCUGACAGUCAGUGUUCUACUCCCAUUGAGAAACCAUUGAAAAUCAUGGAUAUGGAACAAAUCAACAGGCUAAUCUGGCCUCGCCCUUAAGUGUGUGUAAAUUACUGUUUUUAAAAAGGAAAAAGAGGAAAAGUAAAAACAAUUUGUUGGAGUACGCCUUUGAACACAGAUGCUCCCUGAGUUAUUUGGAGUUUCUCCUCCUGACUAGGAAGUUGUCACCUAUCUUCCAUCCCCAGAAAUGGACUGAACAUCUUCCAGUGUGUAGUGUAGUGCCCAUUCAAAAAAGACGAUCGUGACUUAUUUUUCUGUAACAGAUCCAUUAACUUUGCUCUGAAUUGGUAAGUAAAACAACGGGUACUGUAAAUGCAUCGUGAUUUUGUCCAAAAAUAUUUUUAUUCAAAACCCAAUUUUUGGGGUUAUUGUUUAGAGUGAUAGACUUUCAUUCUGUGGUGUUAUAAUUUCCAAACGUUUUUUUCAGGCACUUGAAUAUUGGGCUGUGGUCAAAACAAAUGCACAUGUUGUUAGACUGAAUAUAGUUUUUUAAUUGCCUUGGAUUGGAUUCAUUCAAAAAGAACAUGAAUGGGAAAUAUUGCAUCGCUGAAGCUUCCUCUUUCCUUUUGCGCUUAAUUGUUUGAUGAAUAAAAUGCACUUUAUUCCCCCUGUAUGUAUCAAAUGUUUGUAUUAGGACAGCCUCGGAAGCUGGUCACAUCGUUUAUUUUCUGCGUACCAUAUUUCAAUCACAAAUCAAAAACGUUCAUGCAAAAUAUAUUGUAUAAAUUGCACAUUUUCAUUUCAAAUUCAAGCUUUCUAGAUUACUUGUGGCUGUGGAUUUCAUCAUACGCACAAAUCCGCGCGCACAAACGUUUUAUGAAUGAGGCCCCUGUAUUGCUCCCUCUGGAUCGCCAUGAAGUGAAAUUGAAUAGUGUACUGUAUUUGUACACAGUACCUGAGUGACAUACAGAGGCACAUGCCAAAUGGAUUCGAGCAGCCCUUUCCUGCAGUUAAAUAACCCAGUGGACUCAUGGAUGGAAUAUUAUUCAUAUAUUUCAUAAUUACUAAACAGAUGUUUGGUGUUUCUAUAUCAAGUGGUGUGAUGUAAUAUUGGGAUGCAAACUCAACAUGUAAUACAUUUCAACUCUAUAGGGGUGGCAGGUAGCCUGGUAGUUAGAGCGU